AAAAAUCUUCUCUCUAGCUACUUUCCUCAAUCAUGGAGUUUUUCCUAUAUCUUCAAGUAUUAAUUAUAGUUGUAAUAAUUACCUUAAUCAUCCAUCUUAUAGCAUCAUCAAAAUGUUUCAAGAACAAAAUAAAGUCAUCCCCACCUCAGCCAGCCGGAUCUUUGCCACUCAUAGGCCACCUCCAUCUCCUCGGCGGAAACAAACUAAUUCACAAAACAUUAAGCGACAUGUCCGACACCAACGGUUCAAUAUUCUCCCUUCGUCUAGGUUUUCGCAAAGCAAUAGUGAUUAGCAGUGGUCAAAUCGCCAAAGAAUGUUUCACAACCAACGAUAAAACCUUCUCCACUCGACCAAAAAGUCUAGCCUUAAAACUCAUGGCCUACAACCAAUCUGUGGUCGGAUUCGCACCUUAUGGACCAUAUUGGCGUGCCAUGCGGAAGUUUAUCACGAUCAACCUUCUUACUAGUCACAAGUUACAUCUUCUAAGAAGGAUUCGUUUUUCCGAGGUUGAUUUCAUGAUGAAAACCAUAUACCAAAAAUGGGAUGGAAACUCUGUUUUAAUUGAUGUGAAGGAGAUGUUUAAGGAUAUGAGUACGAAUAUCAUUACUAGAAUUGUUGCGGGAAAGCGAUACGGCGGCUGCAACAAUGAGGAAUCGAGAAAGUGGCAAAAGGCGUUUGGAGAAUUCUUGUAUUUAUCUGGUUUGUUCUUCAUAUCAGAUGCUAUUCCUUUGUUGGGUUGGUUAGAUGUUGUUAAUGGAAAUUGUGGAAGAAUGAAGAGAGCUGCAAUAGAAGCUGAUAAAUUGUUUGAUGGAUGGUUAAAAGAACAUAAAGAGAAGAGGUUUGAUGGGCCUAUAAGAGACGAGGAUAAUGAUUUGAUUCAUGUUAUGUUGUCUGAUUUGGAAGAUGGUGAUCUUGCUUCAUUAGAUUAUGAUUCUGACACAGUCAUCAAAUCUACUUGUAUGAGCAUGGUUUUGGGUGGAAAUGACACGACAUCAGUUGCAAUGACAUGGGCGGUGUCCUUCCUUUUGAACAAUCGACAUGUUUUGGCGAAAGCGCAAGAAGAGAUUGACACCCACGUGGGAAUGCAUCGUAAAGUUGAAGAAUCAGAUAUAGACAAACUUGUCUAUCUACAAGCCAUUAUGAAAGAAACUUUCCGAUUACAACCAACAUUUCCUUUGUUGGUUACUCGAGAAGCAAUGGAAGAUUGUACUGUAGCCGGUUUUGAUAUCCCAAAUGGAACACGCCUUAUGGUUAAUGUGUGGAAAAUGCAUCGUGACCCAAGUGUUUGGUCAGAACCAUUAGAGUUCAAGCCCGAAAGAUUUCUCGUGCAAGAGAAAAAUAUCGACCUAAGAGGAAAGAAUUUUGAGCUCUUACCAUUUGGUAGUGGAAGGAGGCUAUGUCCUGGGAUUACUUUCUCGCAACAAAUAAUGCACUUGGGCUUGGCUAGGCUCAUUCAAGGGUUUGAAUUGGACACAACUGAUGGUCUAAAAGUUGACAUGACCGAAAGCCCUGGACUAACCGUCCCUAAAGCUACUCCUUUGGAAGUUUUGCUUAUCCCUCGUCUUUCUCGGGAGCUCUAUAUGUGUGAAGAGAGCAACCUCAAAAUGUGAGUAUAGCCUAAUAAAAUAAAACUACUACUAUCCCUUGGUUGUUGCUCAUGUGCUUGAAUAAUUCACAUUACAGCAUGUGUAUAUGAAUUGUGCUUAGUUUGUAACUUGUUUAAUUAGUUAAUUACAUAAAUUGCUCUA
This is a messenger RNA of Impatiens glandulifera, 1748 nucleotides long. RefSeq names its product xanthotoxin 5-hydroxylase CYP82C4-like. NCBI's taxonomy places the organism in Eukaryota, Viridiplantae, Streptophyta, Magnoliopsida, Ericales, Balsaminaceae. Gene Ontology annotation, biological process: defense response to other organism. Gene Ontology annotation, molecular function: heme binding; iron ion binding; monooxygenase activity. The coding region runs from base 33 to 1610 and encodes 525 amino acids. The record is from RefSeq and is a predicted model, not a curated record. The transcript has 2 exons.